This is a messenger RNA of Megalobrama amblycephala (Wuchang bream), 4748 nucleotides long. It is a transcript of the gene trim69, whose product is annotated as tripartite motif containing 69. The transcript is spliced from 6 exons. The coding region runs from base 1469 to 3007 and encodes 512 amino acids. Gene Ontology annotation, molecular function: zinc ion binding; protein binding. The record is from RefSeq and is a predicted model, not a curated record. Lineage: Eukaryota; Metazoa; Chordata; Actinopteri; Cypriniformes; Xenocyprididae.
CUCAAUGCCUAUGGUGGUUACGGCCCUCACUCAUGCACUGAAACUCACAUGAGGCUGUAUGCAGUGAAUCGCAGCAGAGAGCAGUUCGCUCAGAAUCCUCAACCGCAGGGCUUACCAGCUGGUUCCUAGUGUGGGUUUCUCAUCUUCCCACUUUAGCCCCAAAACUCUUAAACCCACCCAGCUGAAGUGGGGUGGAAUUUCCCAAUGCAAGUAAACAACUGUAAAAGAGUUUCCGAUUUUAAAAGCCCCUAUCGUGACUGCCAAGUUUCCUGUGAAGAUCGAGAUACCACCACUGCAGUUGACCUAAAACCAAUUUCUGAGUCACUCUGAGCCCUCAAGGCUUUGACUUUGUGUUUCCCAAGAGACACUCCACAACUAUCUAUGUUUAUUCUAUGUUUAUUCAAACAUCCGUUUGGUUAUUCUUCUCUGCAUUAAAUUAUAGCUUUAGCUCCAUCUUUUUUUUUUCUUCUGAGAACUUGGAAGAGGGGAAGGAUAUAUGGAAUUAAACUUCAACAAUACUGAACGAACAGGAAGGAAGCGGAGACCGAGCAGUCCUGGGGAACAUGGGGAGAGAGUUCAAAUCCAGCUCUUUCUUUUCGGCUUGCAGUCCCUUGAGAUUCACUAACACAAGCCACUGCUGCAGGCAUGUGCAGACCACAAUGACGCUUACAACAUGAUACGACGGUCUUCCUCAAAUGCUAACUUGGAAAAAUGUGAUAUUUUAGACUGAAAUAAUAUUGAAUGACAAUUUUGUUAUUGUUUCUCUUACCAUAGUGCAUUGAGAUAUUUAUUAUUAAUCAGGGGAGAAAAAUAAAUAUUGUUUUAUGGACGACAGAAGCGUGUGACGCAAGAAAAACACAACAGCAUUUACAAAGCACAGAGAAUGUAGUUAUUCAGGUUGAAAUAAAAUAAAAUAAUAUUUUAAAACGUAAUUGGCUGGAAGUUGUGAGACCAAACUUUGAGAAAUAUAAUGAUGCAUCAGAAAAUUAGCUGUACUGUUUUGAAUACGCUUAUACCCUUUAUGGACGUUUUGAAAAGAAAGAGUGGGAAAAAAGUAGGGCACAUCUGGUUUUACUCACAAAUUGUUUUGUGCUGACAUAUGCACAGUCACAUGGAGGGGAUUAAAAGGGUUUGGAUAAAUACCAGGUUACUGCAUGUGUGCAAUAAAGUUUCUUAUACUAGAUUUCAGGACCAAUCUAGAAGAGGCUUUCUCUUAAAAUAAACAGUCCAUGGGCUCUAGACUCUUGGUUUCCUGGCUGUAGGUCUGACGUCAUGUUGAAGGAAAGCAGAGGGGACGUGCGACUCCAGCCAACUUUCGGCAGGAUCAAGCCUGAGACGAGAGCCGCCCCCUCAGCUCCCCCUAUCCUUUCUCACAGUCGACAGGAAAGACAGGGCCAGAACUCUGAGAGAGCAGGCAGGGAAGAGACAAAGAGAAGAACAGCACUGAAGAUCACAGAGAACAGACUAGAUGUCCAACAAACUUCCCACACAGGACAAAAUGGACAAGCAAAAGCUGAGGGCUGAAAUCAGUCCUCGAGUGUCCAAGAGCUCUGCGCAGCGCCUUAGCAGGGACCUCACCUGCUCCAUCUGCCUGGACUUGUUCAAGCACCCGGUUUCCUUGCCCUGCGACCACACUUUCUGCGAGGCCUGUAUUACGAGUUACUGGAGCGGCCCUCGCGGCAAAGGCCAAGGUGGAUCUGGUUCCUGUCCUCAAUGCCGGACAGUCUUCCCUGGCCAGAGCUACCGACCCAACCGCAUUGUGGCCAACAUCGUGGAGAGCUACUGCCAGGGGAUCGAGGAAAGUGGGGAUCGGCUGUCCGGGUUGUCAGCAGACACGAUUCCUCCGACCCCAGUUUGCAGCCGACACAGAGAAGAGUUGAAACUGUAUUGUGAGGAAGACCAGGAGCUGGUGUGUCUGGUGUGCGGGAUCUCUCAGGAACACCGGGCUCAUACGCUGGUGUGCGUGCAAGAUGCACAGCAGAGAUAUCGGGCUUCUCUAACCACUUCUGCAAGUGCCCUUCAAAAAGAGCUCAACACUGCUCUAGAGUGUGAGAGAGAGACUGAAGAGGAGGUGAAGAAACUGAAAGACCACACUGCAGAUCUGAAGCAGAGAAUCGAGGCACAGUUCAGUGAGCUCCAUCAGUUCCUGUACCAGGAAGAGAAACUCCUGCAGGUCAAGCUGAAGACGGAGGAACGGCGGGAGCUGAUAAGGCUGGACGAGCACAAGGCCCUGCUCAGUGUGGAGAUAUCACGUCUGCGCAGAGCUAUGAAUGAUAUCGAGGAAAAACUCAGUGAACAGGAUCCUUACAAGCUACUCAGGAGUAUAAAGGGCCUGCUUCAAAACAGGCAGCCACCGAAGUUCGAGAGGCAGGCACUGACCCCGCCCAGCCUGUGUGAAGGCCGCUUCGCUGGGCCCCUGCAGUACAGAGUGUGGAAGUCACUGAAGGGAAGCAUCUAUCCAGUUCCCUCAGCCAUCACAUUUAACUCCAAAACGGCCAACCCCUGGCUCAGUCUUACAUCUUCGCUGACCUGUGUGCGCUACCAGACCUUCAAUAUCACGGUGCAGGACAACCCACAGCGCUUCAACGCCGCCCUGUCUCUCAUGGGCAGUCAAGGGUUCACUAAAGGCCGCCACUACUGGGAGGUGGAGGUGUACAGCAGCACUGUGUGGACUGUAGGAGUUGCUCGUGAAUCCGUCACCAGAAAAGGAGUCAUCAAUACCAUGCCUGCCAACGGCUUCUGGACGCUCUCACUGUCGUAUGGAGUUCAGUACAUGGCCGGGACCUCUCCACCAACAUUACUGUCUUUGGAAGAGCAAUUGGCGAGGAUCGGCGUGUAUCUGGACUACAAAAGAGGCCUGGUGUCCUUCUACAAUGCUGAGAGCAUGACGCACCUCUACACUUUCAAGGACACCUUCACUGAGACCCUCUACCCUUAUUUUAACCUGGGCUUCUUGGAUAAAGUGCAUGAAAAUGAACCUCUUAAGGUGUUCCUGCCCAAAAUCUGAAUUUGAGCUUUUAAUUUUUAUAUUUUUUCAUAUUUCAUAAUAUUAAAGGGAACCUAUUAUGCCCCUUUUUACAAGAUGUAAAAUAAGUCUUCGAUGUCCCCAGAGUGUGUAUGUGAAGUCUUAGCUCAAAAUACCCCACAGAUCAUUAUUUUUAUAGUUUAUAUGUUAAAAUUGCCACUUCUUGGGGGAGAGCAAAAACGCGCCGUUUUUGUAUGUGUCCCUUUAAAUGCAAAUGAGCUGGUGCUGCGGCCCACUUCCAAGAAGAGGGUGGUGCUUCAAGAGCUCAUGCUCCGGGCUACUGGCAACAACAAAACAGGACAAUCUCACGCUCUGAAAAUGUUAGUAGCGGUGUUCAGCCUUAUAUGUUUCAGAAUCAACCUUUGUGAAAAUCCAGCGUUGAAAAAAUUAUUGGCGCAAACGUACAAGACUUAGCGAUUUUCUUCAGGACAUUUCCUUUGAAAAUGAAAUUUAACCACAAUGUCCUUAGUGACUCACGGGAGUCUAUGGAGACUCUUAUGUGCAUUGGUAUAUCCCAAAAUGCAACACUUGUAAUGCCUCUUUGGCGCAGACAUUGUACAUCUCCAGCUGCUACAGCGAGGAUACAGAAAUGCCGGACUCUGUGCUUCUCACUCAGGCUGUGUCUAUGCUAAUAGGGCAGAUCAUCACCGGCUGUGGGCGGAGUUUCUCCCUCUGCUGAUGUCAUUGUAUGGCAGAAUCUGAAUCAGCUCGUUGAAGAGACUGCUUUUGAUUUAUGGGAAUUAUAAAAAAAAAAAAAAGUGAGUGGAUUUUUACCAUUAUAGGCUGGUUGUUCUCACACACCGCUGACACACAUCAAUGUUACACCUUAUAAAAGUGAUUUUAUUUUAUAUUAUUUUAUAUUUAUAUUUUUUUAUACAUAACACUAGGCUGGACCUAGAUAUUUUAAGUUUUAUAAAGUAAGAGAAUAUGGUUUAAAUGUAAGAGAAUGGCCAUUUCCAAAAAAAAAAAAAAAAUUGCAAAAGCAUUUAUGAUUAGAACAUCUUAACAUUGCAGUGGGUUAGUGGAGGCAAAUGGAAAUGAAACCAAAUAUAAAAAAAAAAAAAAAAUGGUUGGACCAUGGCUUAUGACCCUUUCUCACUUUAAUGCUGCUGUAAGUGAUUUUAUUUUGGACUAUAAGAAUAAGAUACCCUGACAUAUAUCACUGCCUUUGCAUAUACACGUUUUUGUGAUAUUCCUAGGUUUUGUAAAGAAAGGGGCGAGUGAAUAUUUGACUGGUCAGGGUCUAGUCCAGUCAGCCCCUGCUGGUAGAUGCAGUAACUACAUCGUUCUGGGAACAAUAAGCAUUUAUUUAUUACAAGAAGCAACAUCAACAAAAUGAUUACAGUAUAUAUGUAACCAGUGACUGAUUCUUUUCUGAAGGAUCUUAAAAGCAUAAAAAUGGAUUUAAAAGCAUGAAAAUUGCUAUGCCCUUAUCUGCCGCCUUUGAUGUCACAGCUCAUUGCUGUAAAUAGCAAAACAGAGUCAGUUCAGGACAGGUUAGUCACCAGUGAAAAUGCCACUGGGCAUAAAGAAGCAUGGUCAUUAUACAAAUCCUGCUUUUAAAAAAGAAAAAAAAAAAGAAGAAAAUAUACAGAUAUAAACAAAAUAAGAAAUCACAUUUGGCUAUACAGUAUUAGGAUAAUGUGCACUCUUGUUAUAGUUAUCAUUUUUAUACAAACAUGUACAAUUUCUGGAAGAAAUUCAUUAAAAACUAACAACGAAA